Molecule: messenger RNA, 14311 nt
Organism: Formica exsecta
Lineage: Eukaryota; Metazoa; Arthropoda; Insecta; Hymenoptera; Formicidae
Gene: Dhc1
Product: dynein heavy chain 5, axonemal
Exons: 34
Coding region: 214-14214 (4666 amino acids)
Biological process (GO): microtubule-based movement
Cellular component (GO): dynein complex
Molecular function (GO): ATP binding; dynein intermediate chain binding; ATP hydrolysis activity
Source: RefSeq, a predicted model, not a curated record
AGCGGUCGAAUCGCGUGGAAAUUCCCACACGACACGAAAUGCGUCGGAGGGCGGUACCAGACACGAAACCGUGGCACUGUGAGCUAUCUCCUCGCACCACCUUAUGUGCUCGCAGAAAUCCGCUGAGUUCGAGGGUAGCUUUCGGUGCAGUUUGCACUUUUCUGCUCAGUGAGCUUUCAACGUGUCAGCAAGUCGUUUUUCACUUAUCUCGUCAUGUUUGUGCAAGGACCACAAAUCAUCAAACAGAGAUCUGGCAAUUCCGAAGAUGAUAGCGACGAGGAAGGUCCUGAAGAUGUUCUCCAGAAACGGCGGGAAGAAUGCGAGAGAAAAGCCAGACGGGGAGAGAUGGACCCCCGUUUGGAAUUUGCCUUUCAGCUCUUGAUGGAUGCAACGCAGCUGUCGCGUCAUGAAGUCAUGGAUCAUGUAUUCGAGGGUGACAUGCUGGAUGAGAUCAAUCAACUGUUCGUACCGCAUAUGAGAUCUACCCUAAUGUGGUACUAUCAGGAAGUUGAAGAGCCAGAACCUCCAACUGAUACGGUGCAGCCAAAGGCUAUAACUUCUAGAUCAGCCCCAAAUGCAACAGCAUCAAAAGUGAAAGAACAAAAAGAGCCAAAGGAACCACCGAAGAAGAAGCUUUUUCUAACUGAUGGAUGGCAAAUGCCUUGCACAGGCAUUUGUAUUUAUAUGUUUAGAAUCAGCGUAUCUAAACAGUUACCAGAAGAAGGAUUUCAAAAAGAUCUCUACACGGGUGUGGUAGAUACGAUGAAAGUGGGCGUAAUAACCUCUAUCCAGCGUGUUGUGGAACAAGUAUUCAUGGAUGCGUUAGCGCAUCCUGGUCCGGAAGGUGAAGAUGAUUGUUCGAUGAUUAAGAGUCUCCUGCUACCGGGCUUGAGAUCCUUUUGCAGCGCUCUUAUAGUUUGCGAGAAGGUAGCAUUUGAGGGUAGCAUAUUCAGUGACGGCGAACCGAUGAUGAUGGAAGUGCACAACUUUGAACAAGCGAAAGCUUUCGUAGCAAAAGAGAACGCCGUUGAACAAGUUGAGGAAAAAGUCAAAUACUGGAUAAAAAAGCUCAAAGACUUUAUGGCGGAAAGUAAGCAAGUUAAAAGAGAGAACGAUAAUUCCGGACCGCAGCAAGAACUCGAAUAUUGGAAACGGCGAGGCGCACAAUUUAGUCAGCUAGUCAAUCAUUUACAGGAUCACGAAGUCACUAUGUCACUUCUAUGUCUACAAGUUGCACGUUCAAAACUAAUUAAAGAUUGGGUCGACGCGGAAGAUGAAGUGACUUAUUGUUACAAUGAAGCGAAAGAUAAUGCAAAAUUUAUUCAGGCACUAGAGAAAUGCUGUCAUUGCCUUUAUCUCGAUGAACCUGUAAAAAUGCGAGAUUCGCUUGUGUCACUAUUGCAAACUGUUCGAUUGAUAUAUAGUGUCUCGAGAUAUUAUAACACUUCCGAAAGAACGAGUUCCUUGAUGAUCAAAAUCACAAAUCAGAUGAUCGCCGCCUGUCGAGAUUAUGUCACGAAAAGAGGUCGGGAAACUAUUUGGGGCCAAGAUCGAAUAGCCGCUCGAUCAAGACUAAAGCAUUGUCUACGUCUAAAUAAAGCUUACAGAGAAACAUACAGAUUGGUUCGAUGUUCGCCAGCAGUUACAGAACAAGAAUUCUCUUUCUCAGAAACCCAUGUUUUCGGUCGAUUUGAUGCUUUCUGUGCUAGAAUUCGUAAGAUUCUUACCAUGUUUGAUCUCAUACAGGAUUAUCAAACUCUUUUUGAGAGACGAAUGGAAGGAUUACUUCUUGGAGAAGCGUUAGAUGAGGCCAUGAAAACCUUUGAAGAAACUAAGAAGAUCGCUACUAGCAAAUCUUACGAUUAUCUGGAUCCAAGGAAUAUUGAUUUUGAUAUUGACUAUGAUGACUUUAUGAUGAAAACAAACAUAUUAAAAGAGAAUAUCGGCGAGAUCAUUGAAAAUAAUUACGCCGAUGUAUGGGAAACACCGCAGGGUAUACGGUUUCUAACACGAUUUGAAAAGGUUAGCGAAAAAAUACCGCUAACAAAAUUGGAAGAGAAGUACAACGUUGUCGUGAGAUAUUCCGAUAAAGAGAUAGAUCGAAUUUUAAAACUGUUCAAGCGGCAAAGAGAUGAUCCGCCGUUGCCAAGACACAUGCCACCUAUAGUUGGACGAUUGACUUGGGCAAAUUCCUUAAAAGUACAUCUGGAUGAGUUGACGGCAUCCGUAUCAAAUCAUCCUGUUCUAAAGACGUUACCACUAACUGUCGAUUUAAUGAAAAGAUACAAUCACGCUAUCGCUAUUCUAAAACAAUAUCAGGCCGACAUUGCUGAGAUUUGGACGCAUCAAAAUUCCUGGGUCAUCGAGGAUUGUUUGAAACGACCGCUCUUGGUAGUUGAUGAGAAAUCGGCAAAAGUAAAGGUCAACUUGGAAAAUCGAAUCGUUCUUUUAUUCCGUGAAGCCGAUUGUUUAGCGAAAAUAAAUUUGGAGAUUCCAAUCGUUGCACUAACAAUAUUAACGAAAAAAGAUUAUUUUACGCUGAUCACGGAUUCUCUUCAACUUAUGAUUGAGGAAUUCAUUUGUACCGCCAAGCGCGUAAAAUUGGAAGUUCGGCCGCUAUUGUUACCGCAUUUAGUUUGCGUUGCAUCUUUAUUAGAACCUGGCUUAACAACUUUAACGUGGACUAAGCCAGAUUGGAAGGAUUUUUGUCAGAAUACAAAGGAACAGAUCAAAACCUUCGAUAUUCUUAUCACAAGAGUUCAUGAUGUAUACGAUAAUAGGAUUUUACAAGUAUUGGCGAGUAUGCAAAAAGUAACCUUGCACGCUUUACCUGAAUCCGAUCAACCAUGGAUGAUAGAAGAAUUUGUAGAGAAAAACGAGGAAAUAUGUAGGAUGGCAGCGGUAGAUUUACAUCGUAAGAGUACAAUGAUCGAGGAAGCGGUGGAAGAAGUAUUACAACUCGUUAGAAAAGCCACAGAUAGCUUCAAAAGCACCGCCAAUUCCAAUCAAUUCGAUUUUCUUUUUAAUGAAAGAACAGAGGGAGAGGAAGCGAUGGAACAAACUGUCCAGCAAGAUUGGUCCGUGGUAUGGAAUUGCUUCGAUGAUCCCCAUCAGUUACUGAUGACACCCGGUACUUUACCCAAAGGCAUGCAAGAAAUGGUUCGGAACGCAGUAUCUGAGAUGAGGCGAUAUUAUUCCAGGAAGAUCGUGGAUGUAUUAAUAAAAGUCACCAGAGUAUCUUUAGAUGCAAUCAGAAAACGAUUUGUUCGGGAACUCGAUUCCGAAGCUGCCCCGAACCCGGUGUUUUUAUUGCAUGCGACACUGAUGAUUCCGGUAGUAACAGUUAAACCAAGCUUAGAUGACGUUCAAGAAGCAUUGACGUCAGUUGGAAAAACUAUCACAGGCGUCGCGAAAGGAGUGGCGCAAUGGAAUUCCAGAGGUAGCAAGAGUAUGUGGAAAAAUCUGCCUUAUUCAUCCAAACGAAAUCUGGCCGAUGUCAUACUGCGGGCGCAAAGUAAUGCCGCGAAACAGAAGCAGGAAGAACCGGAAGAUCCGAAAACCAGAAGACGAAGACUUUACAAAAUUCUCUCUGAGGAGAGGCCGGUAUUUCCAGUUCAGGAGAAAAAUUUUUAUACGAUGGUUAUGGACAAUAAAGAAAUUAUUAAAUUGCUCGGCAUGUUGAGCACUUGCACCAUGGAAUUGCGUCAAGAUUUAAAAGAAUUUCUCGAUCGUUGGAAGCCUUAUAAAUUUCUCUGGAAGAAUGAGCGCACUAUGAGAGAAUUGCUGCAAAUUUCUUUGACAGAAUUUGAAGCUACUCUCCGUAAACACAGUGAACUCGAAGAUCGUUUAACUACCGAGCCGGAUAUGAUUAUAUUUGGUACAUCGAUCGCUGUAUCGACAGAAAAAUUAAAGUAUGGUCUUUAUACGGAAAUCAAAGGUUGCACACAUAAAAUCGGUCAAGCGAUGAAGAAGAAGUAUCGUCGCGAAAUGGAGUACGUUUAUGCGCUGAUAAAUGAAAUGGAUCGCAAAUUGGAUCACCAGAUUCGCGAUUUAGAUGAUGUACGUCUCAUUAUGGACACUUUGAAGAAGAUUCGCGAGCAGGAGGUUGAUAUGGAACUUAAGAUUGAUCCCAUCGAAGAAGCCUUCAACAUAGUCACUCGAUACGAAGUGCCCGUGGAUCAGGAAUGCUUGGAGCAGGUCGAUAACUUGCGAGACACGUGGCAGAAUCUGUUGGCACGAGCGCAAGAAAGUCACGUAUUAUUGUUGACAUUGCAACCGCAAUUCGAAAACGAUCUGCGGAACAAUCUCGAGAAAUUCCGCACGGAUAACGAAAUGUACUGCGAGGAGUAUAGAUCGUCCGGACCGAUGCAGUCGGGUCUGAGCCCCCGAGAGGCUUCGGAUCGGCAAAUACUGUUCCAGAAUAGGUUCGAUGGUAUGUGGCGGAAGCUGCAGACUUAUCAGAGCGGCGAAGAGCUUUUUGGCUUGCCCAUCACCGAUUAUCCAGAACUUUCGCAAAUCAGAAAGGAGCUGAAUUUACUGCAGAAGUUGUACAAACUAUAUAACGAUGUCAUCGACAGAGUCAGCAGCUAUUAUGAUAUUCCAUGGGGCGAGGUUAAUAUCGAAGAGAUAAACAACGAGCUGAUGGAGUUUCAAAAUCGCUGUCGCAAAUUGCCAAAAGGAUUAAAGGAAUGGCCAGCGUUCUUUGCGCUUAAGAAGACGAUCGACGACUUCAACGAUAUGUGUCCCCUCCUCGAACUGAUGGCGAACAAAGCUAUGAAACCACGCCACUGGCAGAGAAUCGUAGAAGUCACGGGAUACUCGUUCGAUCUUGAGAGCGAAGGUUUCUGUCUUAAAAAUAUUCUUGAAGCGCCGCUCCUAAAGAACAAAGAAGACAUCGAGGACAUUUGUAUAUCUGCUAUGAAGGAAAAGGAUAUUGAGGCCAAAUUAAGAACAGUAGUAAAUGAAUGGUCAUCGCACGAGUUGACCUUCAUGACAUUUAACAAUAGAGGAGAAUUGUUGCUGAGGGGAGAUACAACAGCAGAAACCAUCGGUCAGCUGGAAGAUAGUUUAAUGGUCCUUGGUUCGCUCAUGUCGAAUCGCUACAACGCGCCCUUCAGAAAGCAGAUACAACAGUGGCUCACGGAUUUAUCCAAUACGAACGAGAUCCUCGAGAGAUGGUUGCUCGUGCAGAAUAUGUGGGUUUAUCUCGAGGCAGUAUUCGUGGGCGGCGACAUCGCGAAACAAUUACCGAAAGAGGCGAAGAGAUUCAGCAAAAUCGACAAAAGCUGGCAGAAGAUUAUGCAACGCGCCCACGAAACACCAGGAGUUGUACCUUGCUGUGUGGGGGAUGAUUUGCUGAAGCAGCUUCUGCCACAUUUGCAGGAGCAAUUGGAGCUCUGUCAAAAAUCUCUGAGUGGCUAUUUGGAGAAGAAGCGCAUGAUGUUUCCAAGGUUUUUCUUUGUUUCUGAUCCUGCGCUCUUGGAGAUACUUGGCCAAGCGUCCGAUUCUCAUACUAUACAAAACCACUUACUCUCUAUUUUCGAUAACACACGCUAUGUGAAGUUUCACGACAUUGAGUAUAAUAAAAUGACAGCCAUUGUUUCAUCAGAAGGUGAGACUAUAGUGCUUGAGAAAGCAGUAAGAGCAGAAGGUUCGGUGGAAACGUGGUUGAUGCAAUUAUUACAAACAUCGCAACUUUCUUUGCAUUCCAUUAUCCGUCAGUGUUACAGUAUGAUCAACGAUGCAAAUUUCAAUUUUUUGAGUUUUCUCGAUAAAAUGGCCGCUCAGAUAGGCCUAUUAGGCAUUCAAAUGAUUUGGACGCGAGAUGGUGAAUUAGCUUUGGCUCAAGCUCGCGCGGAUAAAAAAAUUAUGAUCGAAACAAAUAAUAAGUUCCUUGAUCUUUUAAAUACAUUGAUCGAUCAAACUACCAGAGAUCUUACUAAAAUAGAACGAAUUAAGUUCGAAACAUUAAUUACUAUACAUGUGCAUCAACGUGAUAUUUUUGAUAUAUUGUGCCGCUUAAAUGUACGAUCCGUGAAUGACUUCGAAUGGUUGAAACAGUGCAGAUUUUAUUUUAAGGAAGAUUUAGACAAAACUUUAAUAUGUAUCACAGAUGUUAAUUUUACAUAUCAAAAUGAAUACUUAGGAUGUACCGAGCGACUGGUUAUUACGCCAUUAACCGAUAGGUGUUAUAUAACGUUAGCGCAAGCUCUUUCAAUGUCAAUGGGAGGAUCUCCGUGCGGUCCGGCAGGAACCGGGAAAACUGAGACUGUAAAAGACAUGGGAAAGACCUUAGCAAAGUACGUAGUAGUCUUCAAUUGUUCAGAUCAAAUGGAUUAUCGAGGAUUAGGUCGUAUCUACAAAGGAUUAGCGCAAAGUGGCUCGUGGGGUUGUUUCGAUGAAUUCAAUAGAAUCGAACUGCCAGUUUUAUCGGUCGCCGCACAACAAGUCGCUGUAGUGCUUGCCGCAAAAAAAGAAAAGAAGAAGCAAUUUGUCUUUACGGAUGGAGAUCAGAUCGAUAUGUGCCCAGAACUUGGAAUUUUCAUUACUAUGAAUCCUGGAUAUGCGGGACGUAAAGAACUGCCUGAAAAUUUAAAGAUACAAUUUCGCACAGUAGCUAUGAUGGUGCCUGAUCGUCAGAUUAUUAUACGUGUAAAAUUAGCCAGUUGUGGAUUUCUGGAGAACAUUACUCUUGCUCGUAAAUUUUAUACUCUUUAUAAAUUAUGCGAGGAGCAAUUGACCAAGCAGGUUCACUAUGACUUUGGUCUGCGAAAUAUAUUGUCUGUAUUAAGAAGCUUAGGAGCGGCCAAGAGGGUCAAUUCCAAGGACUCGGAAAGUACAAUCGUUAUGCGUGUUCUAAGAGACAUGAAUCUUUCGAAACUCAUAGAUGAAGACGAACCACUCUUCAUAUCUCUCGUAGCUGAUUUGUUUCCCAACCAAACGUUGGAGAAAACAUCGUAUCCUGAAUUGGAAGCAGCUAUUAAUGAACAAGUAGAGGAAGCUGAAUUGAUUUAUCACUCGCCAUGGGUGUUGAAAUUAAUACAACUUUAUGAGACGCAAAGAGUAAGACAUGGUAUUAUGACAUUAGGUCCGACCGGUGCUGGCAAGACUACUUGCAUACAUACGUUAAUGAAAGCAUUGACACAAUGUGGCAAUUAUCACAGAGAAAUGAGAAUGAAUCCUAAAAGUAUAACAGCCGCUCAAAUGUUCGGCCGUUUGGAUGUAGCUACCAACGAUUGGACGGACGGGAUUUUCUCAGCUUUAUGGCGUAAAACGAUGAAAUUAAAAAAGGGGGAGCACGUAUGGCUAGUGCUCGAUGGUCCUGUUGAUAGCAUUUGGAUAGAAAAUUUAAAUUCCGUGUUGGACGAUAAUAAAACUUUGACUCUGGCUAAUGGCGAUAGAUUAUCAAUGGCGCCAACGUGUAAAAUUAUUUUCGAGCCGCAUAAUAUUGACAAUGCAAGUCCUGCAACUGUUUCGCGAAAUGGCAUGGUAUACAUGAGUUCUUCAGGUUUAAAUUGGAAUCCAGUUGUUACUGCUUGGCUAAAAACACGAUCAUCAUUGGAACAGGAAGUUCUAGAUCAAUUGUUUACAGAUUCUUUUGCACAGGUUUAUUCGUGGAGCACUCAAACGCUAGUACUUGCCAUCAAUGUCUUGCAAUGUAAUAUAAUAAGACAAAUGCUUUGCUUGCUGGAAGGUUUAAUACCUGAAGAAACAACAGUAGAAGAAGCCGAAGAUGAAGAUUUAGAGAAAGACAAACCUCAACCUGUAACUGCGGAAUAUCUAAAACGUCUUUAUGUAUUCGCAUUAGUGUGGGGUAUAGGAGCAUUGCUGGAAACUGUCGACAGACAAAAGUACGACAGAUAUCUUCGAGAAAACUUCAAUACCUUGGAUCUUCCGACUUCCGAUAGAUAUCCGGAUGCCACAGUAUUCGAUUUUUUCGUCACUGAUAAAGGCGUGUGGGACACGUGGACAAGCAUGGUGACCAAUUAUGUCUAUCCUGAAUAUUCAGCGCCUGAUUACAGUAAUGUUUUGGUGCCUAUACCGGAUAAUGUAAGAAUUCAAUAUCUCGUGAAUUUGAUUGGUCGUCAGGAUAAAGCUGUAUUGCUAAUAGGCGAGCAGGGCUCCGCUAAAACUGUUAUGAUGAAGUCGUACAUGAAGAAAACAAAUCCAGACACAACUUUGAGUCGCUCCUUCAAUUUUAGUUCAGCGACCAGUCCAUACCAAUUCCAGAAAACCAUCGAAAGCUAUGUCGAAAAACGUAUGGGAAAUACAUUUGGGCCAUCAGGCGGCAAAAAGAUGUUGAUUUUUAUCGAUGAUGUGAAUUUACCGCAAAUCAAUGAAUGGGGCGAUCAAAUAACUAAUGAAAUCGUUCGACAGACUAUGGACAUGAAAGGAUUUUAUUCUCUGGAAAAACCCGGCGACUUCAUUGCCAUCGUAGAUGUAAUUUUCUUAGCAGCCAUGUGUCAGCCCGGCGGCGGAAGAAACGAUAUUCCCUCGAGACUCAAGAGACAGUUUUGUAUUUUUAAUUGUACAUUACCCGACAAUGUGGCGAUCGAUCGAAUUUUUAGUGUUUUAGGCGAAGGACAUUACAAUGUCAAAAGAGGAUUUUCUCAAGAAGUCCGUCAGCUCGUUAAGAAAAUGAUUCCCUUAACUAGAAUACUUUGGGAAAAAACACGGACGAAACUGUUACCAACACCAGCGAAGUUUCAUUAUGUCUUUAGUCUCCGAGAUCUCUCGAGAAUCUGGCAGGGUAUGGUCGGUACAUUGUCAACGGUUAUUGAUAAGGAAAGCGUGCUGAUGCUGCUUUGGAAGCACGAAUGUACACGAGUGUUCAGUGACAGAUUUACGAUACAAAAUGAUAAAGAUUGGUUUGACGAAGAAUUGAUUCGCGUCGUGGCCGAUAUUUUAGGCGAAAAAUACGUAAACAUGUUGGAUCAAGAGCCUGCAUUUGUCGAUUUUAUGAGAGACGCUCCAGAACCGACUGGUGAAGAAGGUGAGGACGCAGAUGUAGAGCUUCCUAAGGUAUACGAACCUGUUUAUGACGCGCAAGUGUUACGAGACAGAUUAGACAUGUUUCUAGCACAGUUCAAUGAAAUGCAGAGAGGUGCUGGGAUGGAUCUAGUAUUUUUCCCUGACGCCAUGCUGCACUUAGUAAAAAUAUCUAGAGUCAUUAGGCAUCCGAAAGGCAAUGUAAUGCUAGUAGGCGUCGGCGGUUCUGGCAAACAAAGUCUGACAAAACUAUCCUCUUUUAUUGCCGGAUACAAGACAUUUCAAAUUACCUUGACUAGAUCUUAUAAUGUAGCCAACUUUUUAGAAGAUCUCAGAUUUCUGUAUCGCACUUGCGGUGCUCAAGGCAAAGGUACAACAUUUAUCUUCACCGAUAUCGACAUCAAGGAGGAAGGCUUCCUUGAAUAUUUGAAUAAUAUUCUGAGCUCUGGAGUUAUCAGCAAUUUAUUCACGCGUGACGAGCAAGCGGAAAUCAUUUCAGAAUUAACACCUAUCUUGAGACGAGAAAAUCCUAAAAGAACUCUCAAUAAUGAAUUGGUGAUGGACUUCUUUUUACAAAGAACUUGCCAAAAUUUACAUGUUGUUUUUUGCUUCUCUCCUGUGGGUGAAAAAUUCCGGAAUCGCGCACAGCGUUUUCCGGCUCUGAUUUCAGGCUGCACUAUAGAUUGGUUUCAACCUUGGCCAAAGGAUGCUUUAAUUUUGGUUGCCAAACAUUUUCUUCAUGAUUUUGAAAUUGCUUGCACUAACGAUGUGAAGACUGAACUAGUGAAUGCAUUGGGAUCUAUACAAGAUAUUGUUUCGAAAAUUUCGAUCGAAUAUUUCCAAAGAUUUCGACGCGCUACUCACGUGACUCCGAAAUCUUAUUUAAAUUUUAUUGGUGGAUACAAAAACAUUUAUCGGUCCAAGCAACAUGAGCUUGGUGAAGGAGCCAAAAGAAUGGACACAGGUUUAGCAAAACUCGAGGAAGCGUCGAUAUCUGUUGAAAUCCUGAAGAGAGAUUUAGCCGUAAUGGAACAAGAAUUGGUCCAGGCUUCCGAGAAAGCCGAGACGGUACUUUUAGAAGUAACGGAGAGAGCCAUGCAGGCUGAAGCUUUUAAAAAUCAAGUGCAAAAAGUAAAGGAAAAAGCGGAGCAAUUGGUAGCCUGUAUAGCUGAUGAAAAAGCGCUGGCCGAACAAAAAUUAGAAGCUGCAAAACCAGCGUUAGAAGAAGCAGAGGCUGCUCUGAAUACUAUAAAACCUGCUCACAUAGCAACGGUAAGAAAGCUAGGCAGACCACCUCAUCUCAUAAUGAGAAUCAUGGAUUGCGUAUUAAUUUUGUUUCAACGUAAAAUCGGUUCCGUUGUGCCCGACACCGCUGCACCAUGUCCUAAACCAUCGUGGGCAGAAUCGUUGAAACUUAUGGCCAGUACGACGUUUUUGUUACAAUUGCAAAAUUAUCCGAAAGACAUAAUCAAUAACGAAAUGGUCGAGCUAUUGCAACCCUACUUCAAAAUGGAAGAUUAUAAUAUGGAAACAGCUAGACGUGUAUGCGGUGACGUUGCUGGUUUAUUGUCAUGGACCAAGGCUAUGGCAUUCUUCCACUCUGUCAACAAGGAAGUUCUCCCGUUAAAAGCUAAUUUAGCAUUGCAAGAAGCACGAUUAAAACUCGCUAUGGAGGAUCUGGCGAAUGCUGAACGAGAAUUAUCCGAAAGAGAAAUGGCUUUACAAACAGUUAAGCAGCAAUACGAUUCCGCAGUAGCGGAAAAGCAAAGAUUGACAGAGGCUGCAAAUGUGUGCCUGAGAAAAAUGACAGCUGCGACUGCUUUAAUAAAUGGAUUAGGUGGAGAGAAGAUUCGUUGGACGGAACAAAGCGGAGAAUUUAAGAUUCAACUAGGACGAUUAGUCGGAGAUGUUCUUUUGGCAACUGGAUUUUUAUCGUACUGCGGGCCUUACAAUCAACAGUAUCGAGCAAGUUUAGUAACUGCGUGGAUGGAUAUAUUGACCACUAAAUCUAUACCUUUUACUAAAAAUUUAAAUAUAACAAAUAUGCUCGUCGAUACCGCAACAAUAUCGGAAUGGACCCUUCAGGGAUUGCCGAACGAUGAGUUAUCUGUACAGAAUGCGCUUAUCGUCACCAAAUCUUCGUCUUAUCCGCUUCUUGUGGAUCCUCAGAAUCAAGGAAAGAUGUGGAUCAAGAAUAAGGAGAGCACAAACGAAUUGCAGAUUACUUCGCUAAAUCAUAAAUACUUUCGUACUCAUCUCGAGGAUAGCCUUUCAUUGGGUAGACCAUUGCUAAUCGAGGACGUUGCAGAGGAACUCGAUCCAGUACUCGAUAACGUACUCGAAAAAAACUUUAUUAAAUCAGGAUCUAUCGAAAAAGUCAUUGUUGGAGAUAAAGAAUGCGACGUAAUGCCAGGAUUCAUGUUAUACAUUACUACCAAGCUACCAAAUCCAGCGUACAGUCCAGAAAUAUCCGCGAAAACGUCGAUUAUUGACUUUACCGUGACAAUGUUAGGUUUAGAAGAUCAAUUACUAGGUCGAGUGAUACUUAUGGAAAAAGCCGAUUUGGAAGCAGAAAGAGUCGCUCUAUUUGAAUCAGUUAUGACUAAUCAACGUUCGAUGAAAGAACUUGAAGGUACGCUAUUACACAGACUUACAUCUUUGGAAGGUUCUUUGGUGGACGAUGAAGAGUUAAUAACUGUUCUUCGAGAAACCAAGAUUACGGCCGAGUCGGUGAAUGAAAAACUGCAAGUAUCUGCUCUUACUGAGAAAAAAAUCACGUUGGCACGCGAAGAAUUUCGUGCAGUUGCGUCAAGAGGAUCCAUCCUGUAUUUCUUGAUAGUUGAAAUGAGCAAUGUUAAUGUGAUGUAUCAAAAUUCAUUAAGACAAUUCUUGACAAUAUUUGAUAAUUCAAUCACGAAAUCUGUGAAGAGUCCGAUUACUUCCGAACGAAUAAACAUAAUUCUCCGUCAUCUUACGUAUGAAGUUUGGGCGUUUACUCUGAGAAGUCUUUACGAAAGGCAUAAACCUUUGUUUACGCUGAUGCUAGCCAUGAAGAUAGAUUGUCACAGAGGCAUUAUUUCUCAUGCAGAAUUUAACGCUUUUAUAAAAGGCGGCGCAUCCUUAGAUCUUAAUGCAGUAACUCCGAAACCAUUUAAAUGGAUACUUGAUAUAACGUGGCUAAAUUUGGUCGAAAUAAGCAGACUAGAAAUAUUUUCAGAAAUUUUAACUAAAAUUGAAUUUAGCGAAAAAGAGUGGAGAAUAUGGUACGAAAAAGAGAAGCCAGAGGAGGAAGAAUUGCCUUGCGGCUAUCAAAAAAGUCUUGAUGUGUUCCGAAAGUUACUUCUCAUCAGAUCAUGGAGUCCCGACAGAACUUUAUCCCAAGCGAGAAGAUAUAUCAUUGAAUCGUUGGGUAAAGAAUACGGCGAAGCUAAAAUAUUGGACUUAGAAACAACGUGGUUAGAAUCUGAAACUAGAACGCCGCUGAUAUGCUUAUUAUCUAUAGGAUCUGACCCGAGUCCUCAAAUUACAGCAUUAGCUAAACAAAAAACAAUUCCAUUAAAUUCGGUAUCGAUGGGGCAAGGUCAAGAAUUUCAUGCUCGAAGAAUGAUUAACGAAGCUAUGAGUACUGGCGGCUGGGUUCUUUUACAAAAUAUCCAUUUAUCAUUGCCCUUUUGUACAGAAGUAAUGGAUGCUCUUGUUGAAACAGAAACUGUUCACGAGAUAUUCAGACUCUGGAUGACGACUGAAGUACAUCCUCAAUUUCCCAUCGGUUUACUACAGAUGGCUAUCAAAUUUACAAAUGAACCACCUCAAGGCAUAAGAGCUAGUUUGAAGAGAACUUACCAAGCGGUGACACAGGACAUAUUGGAUUACAGUACUCAAUCGCAAUGGCCACCUUUAUUGUAUGCUGUUGCAUUUUUACACACUGUAGUACAGGAGAGAAGAAAAUUUGGACCACUCGGUUGGAAUAUACCUUAUGAAUUUAAUCAGGCAGAUUUUGCAGCAUCAGUUCAAUUCAUACAGAAUCAUUUAGAUGAUAUGGAUCCUAAAAAGGGUGUUUCCUGGCCAACAGUCUGCUAUAUGCUUGGAGAGGUCCAAUACGGCGGUAGAGUUACGGACGAUUUUGACAAACGCUUAUUAACUACUUUUACGCAUGUCUGGUUUUGCGAUGUAUUGUUACGACCGGGCUUUGAAUUUUAUCGAGGAUAUAGAGUGCCCCAAACGAGAAAUCUUCAAGGAUAUCUCGAUUAUAUCGACAGUUUACCCGCUACCGACACUCCAGAAGUCUUUGGAUUACAUUCAAAUGCUGAUAUUACCUAUCAGAUCAAUACAGCGAAAGGAAUACUCGACACAAUUCUUAGCGUACAGCCAAAAGAGGGUGGCGCGCAAGGAGGUGAGACUAGAGAAAACGUCGUGUACAAAUUAGCCAAUGAUAUGCUAUCUAAAUUACCGAAGCAAUACAAUUCCUUCGAAGUAAAGGAAGCACUUCAAAGAAUGGGGCCAUUGAUGCCUAUGAACAUUUUUUUAAGGCAAGAAGUAGACCGAAUUUCAAGAGUUAUCCAAGAAGUACGAAGCACUUUAACGGAUUUAAAAUUAGCUAUCGAUGGUACUAUCGUGAUGAGCCAAGGUUUGCGAACAUCAUUGGACUCAAUGUAUGACGCGCGUAUUCCGGACAAAUGGUUGAAAAUAUCUUGGGAAUCUGCGACUUUGGGUUUCUGGUAUACAGAACUUUUAGAAAGAGAUCAUCAAUUCAGACAAUGGUGCAAUCACGGCCGUCCGAGAGUGUUUUGGAUGACUGGAUUUUUUAAUCCACAGGGAUUCUUAACAGCGAUGAGGCAGGAAGUAACAAGAGCGCACAAGGGUUGGGCUUUAGACUCUGUAGUUUUGCAAAACGUGAUUACGCGCUAUAAUAAAGAGGACAUUAAAAGUCAGCCACAAGAAGGAGUUUACGUCCAUGGUUUGUUUUUAGAAGGCGCAUCGCUCGAUCGAAAAGCCGGUAAACUCGUUGAGAGUAGACCAAAAGUUUUGUAUGAACAAAUGCCGGUUAUUUAUAUUUUCGCAAUAAACACCACUGCCGGUAAAGAUCCGAAAUUGUAUGAAUGUCCUAUAUAUAGAAAGCCUCAAAGAACAGAUUCAAAAUACGUAGGUUCUAUUGAUUUCGAAACGGAUUACAAUCCUCGACACUGGACACUACGUGGUGUAGCUCUGUUAUGUGAUAUUAAAUAAAGAAUUAGAUAAUGUAUAAUAUAAUUAUAUAAAGGUAUAAUGUAAAUAAUUUAAAAUUAUAUCUAUAAUUAAAAUCUAUAAUUAAAUUAUAUCUAUA